AUGUCGAUAAGUUGGGGAGCCCAGUAUCCGAAGCUGAAGACAAAUCUUCGACUCGCAAUCAACCGUUUGAAACUAAUGGGCAAGAAGAAGACGGAAAUGGCAAUGAAGGCUCGUACGGAGAUUGCUGAAUACAUAGCAUGUAAGGCUGAGUUUUCUACAAAUAAGGCCGAUCGGGCUCGAAUACGAGUGGAGCAUAUAAUUCGCGAGGAUUACUUGGUUGAAGCAUUCGAAAUACUGGAGAUGUAUUGCGAUUUAUUACUCGCCAGAUUUGGAUUGAUUGAGCAAAUGAAAACUCUCGAUGAUGGUAUUGCUGAAGCCGUCAUCAGCAUCAUGUGGGCAGCCCCAAGACUUGCUAAUGACAUCCAGGAAUUUAAGACCAUAAGCGAUCAACUGACGAUCAAAUACGGAAAACCAUUCGCGGAAGCAGCUAGAGCAAAUCAGCUGGAGUUUCCUGCUAAAGUUGCUCCAAAGCUUAUUAGCAAACUGAGCGUAGCUGCACCACCAAAGGUGAUGGUAGAAAGGUAAGU
Cylicostephanus goldi is the source of this 527-nucleotide messenger RNA. NCBI's taxonomy places the organism in Eukaryota, Metazoa, Nematoda, Chromadorea, Rhabditida, Strongylidae. The record is from the annotation of a GenBank genome assembly.